This is a messenger RNA of Echinostoma caproni, 726 nucleotides long. NCBI's taxonomy places the organism in Eukaryota, Metazoa, Platyhelminthes, Trematoda, Plagiorchiida, Echinostomatidae. The record is from the annotation of a GenBank genome assembly.
GUAAUCCGCUUGGGAGCAAACACACAAUCGACUAAUCAAGGUCGUGGUCCACCACCAAAGCUUUGGUCUGCAGAGCAAUUAGAUCCGGAAAUCAUGCGAGGUCCUCAAAUAGCUUCGAGCAAUGAAUCGCGUGGUAGUCUGGGUGUCUGUAAAACUCCUUUGGCAGCGGUGGGACCGCCACCACCUUUACAGUUGACUAUCACUCGUGAUCGUUUGAGUUAUCGCGGACGAACUACUUCGGAAGUUAGUGACUCCAAUCUGUCCAGCAGCAGUGGGACUGAAAGUCUGCUGAGCAGCGGUGAAGAUGAUGAGUCCCUAAGUAUACCAUCUAAACAUUGUACACUUCCUCCUCCACCGUCACUGGAGCGCCUUCCUGAUCGUGGUGGUUUACAUGCGUCGGGUUCGGCCACUUUGAGCUCUAUAUCAGACGUCACGAGUCACGUUUUGUCAUCCAGACCCAGUCAGGCAUCGACCAGUGCCGGUGACAUUAACUCUUCCGCAGCGCACAGUCAACUACCUCCUUUGCUUCCACUGUUCUCUUCUAUACCAGCAGACAGUGCAACUCAUGUUGCUGACAGUCCACCUCGUCUGCCCACUUUAGAUGGCUUCCAAAGUGGUUUGAGUUCUGGACCACCAAGCUCUCGAACCUAUUUUGAUCGAUUAUGUUUUUUAGCAGCAAAUUCCUGGAAUCACGUGAUUAAAUCGCACGUUGGGGAAACAUUGUAG